Messenger RNA from Lepus europaeus (European hare), 1861 nucleotides. RefSeq names its product linker for activation of T cells family member 2 (gene LAT2). Lineage: Eukaryota; Metazoa; Chordata; Mammalia; Lagomorpha; Leporidae. Gene Ontology annotation, cellular component: plasma membrane. The transcript is spliced from 13 exons. Gene Ontology annotation, biological process: calcium-mediated signaling; B cell activation; B cell receptor signaling pathway. The record is from RefSeq and is a predicted model, not a curated record. Bases 66 to 698 code for a protein of 210 amino acids.
CGUGGGCUCGGGAUGCGCCGGCCGCAGAGAGCGGCCCCUGAGUCUCAGCGUUCCAGGUGGGGAACAUGAGCAGCCAGACGGAGCUGCUGUGGCUGGGGGCGGCGCUGCUGCUGCUGCUGCUGCUGGCGGCCGGCCUGUGUGUGCGCUGCUCCCACUCAGAGCCCAAGAGGCUGGAGAAAAUCUACCAGCAGAGGAGUCUGCAAGAGACUGCCCAGAGCUUUGCCGUGGCCCGAACCUAUUCCUUGGUCAGGCCGGUAUGGGCCAGGCCCCCGGGGGACACGGGCCCUGACCAGGCGUCCACAAGGAAAGACAAGCUACUGGAGUUCUCGCCCAGCCUUGAGGAACCUGCAUCCCCCAGGUACCAGGACUCGAGCAAAGAGGGCAGAGCAGAGUCAGAGGCCGCGUCCCUGUCCCUACGCCCCAUUACCGCCGACUAUUGCAACUGGGGGCAGCUCCCGCGGCCCCAGGAAGAGGACGACGACGCCGGCUCCUACGAGAACGUGCUCGUCUGCAAGCAGAGGACGCCUGAGUUAGGCGAGGACUCAGAGGACUAUCAGAACUCGGCGUCCAUCCACCAGUGGCAGGAGUCCCGGAGGAUCAUGGAGCAAGCAGCGGCUCCCCUCCCGGUGGGGAGUCCCGACGAGGACAGCGGGGAACCGGACUAUGUGAACCAGGACGCGGCGGCACCCAGAGCCUAGGCGAGCCCGGAAGGAAGGAGCCCAGGGCCGGAGCCCAAGAAAGCACAGACCUUCGGGCCCCCACCAUGGCCACAUCUGAGACGGGAACGGGCAGGUGCACGUGGAACCUCCACCCUGAUUGGAGCCACCCCCGGGGGCGAGGCGAGGCGGGCACCUGGUACAGAGAGAACCCAGCCCCUGUGACGCUGGGACCCCCCAGGACUUGGGGCGCACUGCCCCCCGCCCCCGCCUGUGUCUGACACCAUACGCACUGGGCCCUGUGUCCCCCCUGGCCCUGGCUCCCAAACCCCUUACUCCUGUUGGUGGCUGGGUUUUUCUCCCCAUGGUCCUUAAGCUCAGUUAAUUUAUACAGGCAGAAGUGUAUUCAGUAUUCUGCAUUUCAGGGUGACCUGUCUCACGAAGCAUUACCAGCCUGUCCCCACCACGUGCGCGAGGGGCACCCAGCUUCCCUCUGCCAUAGAAGUCUUGGCUUGUGUAGGCCAUCAACCGCAUCGCCUUGGCCACUUGUGGGGUGCCAGGGCUCGCAAAGACAGGCGGGCAAACACACACACACACACACCCUGGGGGUCUCCUCCACCAGGGGGCUGUGGCUCCCCCAUUUCAGGGACAGGGACUUCCGGGCCACACAGCUGGCUGUAGCGUGCCUGUGCGGUGGAAAUACCAGGCAGGGGACUAAGUCUCCGAGCGUCACCAACCGCAGCCUAACCUGAAGAUUCUCCCGUGGCAGUGGUGUUGCCCUGUUUCCUUCCGCUAGAAACCCCGCGAGAUCAGGGUCAAGGUUUGCGGCCAGGGGCCGUGCUGCGGGCAGGAGCGUGUGCCUGGAGCCCAGCCCUCUUCCCUAAGGGGUGCCACAGAUCCCUUCUCUAUGAAAUCCAUCCAAAGAUGCGCCUAAAAGCCAAGUGCUGGCCACCUGUCACUCCAGGCCUGAUGCCCCGAGCUCACACGGAGACAGGAGCCUCCACCGCGGGGCCGGUGUUGUGGCACAGCCGGCUAAGCCACAUCUGAUGGUGGCCCAAGUACCGGUCCCUGCCCCCCGCAUGGGAAACAGAUCCUUGGCUCCUGGCUUUGGCCUGGCCCCCGGCCUGGUUGUUGUGGCCAUUUGGGGAGGGAACCAGAGGAUGGAAGACCUGUCACUCUGCCUUUCAAAUAAAACCGGAACACUA